GUGGUGGCGUCCAGCCUGUUAGUGGGUCCAGUCCCAUCCCAUCAGUUCCGACCUGUUUCUACCCCGGCUCCGGGACUCAGCGCUGCUGCCACCAACGCAGCCACCAGGUGAGGGGCUCCUGGCCAGGUGGGUUCAGCCCCAGCGGGCUCCCUGACCCCGAGAAGAGGCACCCCAGACCCGCACAGGCUCCGGGCACCUGCUGCACCCCGCCCCUCCCGGUGGACCCGCGCCGGGUUGACCUGACGUGAGGGUGCCAAAGACCCAGACCCCGACGCCAUCCACGGCCUUUUGCGAGGAGCUUUGAGGGAUCUCUGCUAAGAAAUAGGCAGUCCCAGAAGCUUGGACCACUAGACAGAGGGACUGUUUAGGACUCACAGAGCUGGCACAGGCACAAUGAUGAACGGUCCUCGGUCGGACAUGGGCCGAUGGGGUGGGAGCCCCUGGCAGCCCACUGACACGCCUUCGCCAGAACCAGAGCCGGAGCCAGACAGACAUCCCAGGCACUCCAGCAGCUCCUUUUGGGCUCGCUGCUUUGGCUGCUGCUCAUGCCGGAAUGCAGAUGAUGACUGGGGCGGAGGGUCUGGCUCCAGGGGUCCAGGGUCCAGCUCUGGGGGUCACAGACCUGACUCCCGAGGCUCAGACUCCCGCCAGCCUGGCUCCCGAGGCACAGGUGUGAACACAGCUGGAGACGGCACCAUCCAAGAGGGCAUGCUGGUGGUGACCGGUGUGAAUUUGCUGAGUUCACACUCAGACCAGAACCGCCAGGAGCAUCAUACAGACGAGUUCGAGUAUGACGAGCUGAUUGUGCGUCGUGGGCAGCCUUUCCACAUAGUCCUCUUCCUGUCCCGGCCCUAUGAGUCCUCGGAUCACAUCGCCCUGGAGCUGCUCAUUGGCAACAACCCUGAAGUGGGCAAGGGCACCCACGUGAUCAUCCCGGUGGGUAAGGGGGGCAGUGGGGGCUGGAAGGCCCAGGUGACCAAGGCCAAUGGGCAGAAUCUGAACCUGCGGGUCCACACCUCCCCCAACUCCAUCAUCGGCAAGUUUCAAUUCACGGUACGCACACGCUCAGACGCCGGAGAGUUCCAAUUGCCCUUUGACCCCCGCAACGAGAUCUACAUCCUCUUCAACCCCUGGUGCCCAGAGGACAUCGUGUACGUGGACCGCGAGGACUGGAGGCAGGAGUAUGUGCUUAAUGAGUCUGGGAGAAUUUACUACGGGACUGAAGCGCAGAUUGGAGAGCGCACCUGGAACUACGGCCAGUUUGACCAUGGGGUGCUGGACGCCUGUCUGUACAUCCUGGACCGGCGGGGGAUGCCGUAUGGGGGCCGCGGGGAUCCAAUCAGUGUCUCCCGGGUCGUCUCCGCCAUGGUAAACUCCCUGGAUGACAAUGGCGUCCUGAUUGGGAACUGGUCUGGCGAAUACUCCCAAGGCACCAACCCAUCAGCGUGGGUGGGCAGCGUGGAAAUCCUACUCAGCUACCUACGCACUGGCUAUUCCGUCCCCUAUGGCCAGUGCUGGGUUUUUGCUGGCGUGACCACCACAGUGCUGCGCUGCCUGGGCCUGGCCACUCGGACUGUUACCAACUUCAAUUCUGCACACGACACAGACACGUCCCUCACCAUGGACAUCUACUUUGAUGAGAACAUGAAGCCACUUGAGCACCUGAAUCAUGAUUCUGUUUGGAACUUUCAUGUGUGGAAUGACUGCUGGAUGAAGAGGCCAGAUUUGCCCUCAGGCUUCGAUGGGUGGCAGGUGGUGGAUGCCACACCCCAGGAGACCAGCAGUGGCAUCUUCUGCUGUGGCCCCUGCUCUGUGGAGUCCAUCAAGAAUGGCCUGGUCUAUAUGAAGUACGACACAUCCUUCAUUUUUGCUGAGGUGAACAGUGACAAGGUAUACUGGCAGCGGCAGGACGACGGCAGCUUCAAGAUUGUGUACGUGGAGGAGAAGGCCAUAGGCACGCUCAUCACUACGAAGGCCAUCGGCUCCAACAUGCGGGAUGACAUUACCCACCUUUAUAAGCACCCGGAAGGCUCGGAGGCAGAGCGGAAGGCAGUGGAGACAGCAGCUGCCCACGGCAGCAAACCCAACGUGUAUGCCAUGAGCAACUCAGCUGAGGAUGUGGUGGUGCAGGUGGAGACACAGGACCCAGUGAUGGGGCAGGAUCUGACGGUCUGUGUGGUGCUGAGCAAUCGUGGCAGCAGCCACCGCACAGUGAAUCUGCACCUCUACCUCUCAGUCACCUUCUACACGGGUGUCACCGGGCCUGUCUUCAAGGACAGCAAGAAGGAAGCGGUGCUGGCACCAGGGGCCUCGGAACGUGUCGUCAUGCCUGUGGCCUACCAGGAAUACCGGUCCCAUCUUGUAGACCAGGGGGCCAUGCUGCUCAAUGUCUCAGGCCACGUCAAGGAGAGCGGGCAGGUGCUGGCCAAGCAGCAUACCUUCCGUCUCCGCACCCCAGACCUCUCCCUCACGUUAUUGGGAGCAGCAGUGGUUGGCCAGGAGUGCGAAGUACAGAUUGUCUUCAGGAACCCCCUGCCUGUCACCCUCACCAACGUCGUCUUCCGACUCGAGGGCUCCGGGUUACAGAGACCCAAGAUCCUCAAUGUCGGGGACAUCGGGGGCAACGAGACGGUGACACUGCGCCAGACGUUUGUGCCUGUGCGGCCAGGCCCCCGCCAGCUCAUCGCCAGCUUGGACAGCCCACAGAUCUCCCAGGUGCACGGUGUCAUCCAGGUGGAUGUGGCCCCGGCCUCUGGAGGCAGGGGCUUCUCAGACACUGGAGGCGACAGUCACUCUGGGGAGACCAUCCCUAUGGCAUCUCGAGGUGGGGCUUAGCUCUGGGCCAGGAGCAAUGGGACUGGAUUCAGAUGAGCAAGGACAUUGCCCCAAAGCAGGGGCCCCCUGCAGAGUGGCUCCGCAGGGGCUCAAGUGGGGAGGCCCUUGUACCUGGGGAGGGAGCCGAUCUUCACUUGCUGUUGGUGGCCUAAUAAACUUUUUUCAUGAA
This is a messenger RNA of Trichechus manatus latirostris (Florida manatee), 3004 nucleotides long. It is a transcript of the gene TGM1, whose product is annotated as transglutaminase 1. The transcript is spliced from 15 exons. Gene Ontology annotation, biological process: peptide cross-linking. Lineage: Eukaryota; Metazoa; Chordata; Mammalia; Sirenia; Trichechidae. The record is from RefSeq and is a predicted model, not a curated record. Gene Ontology annotation, molecular function: protein-glutamine gamma-glutamyltransferase activity. Bases 394 to 2835 code for a protein of 813 amino acids.